Messenger RNA from Pieris brassicae (large cabbage white), 2476 nucleotides. Its product is annotated as cytochrome P450 6a2-like. Gene Ontology annotation, molecular function: heme binding; monooxygenase activity; iron ion binding. NCBI's taxonomy places the organism in Eukaryota, Metazoa, Arthropoda, Insecta, Lepidoptera, Pieridae. Bases 262 to 1740 code for a protein of 492 amino acids. The record is from RefSeq and is a predicted model, not a curated record. The transcript has 2 exons.
CUUUUGUGUAAUAGCACCCUUGCGCACGACAUGCGGGCAUAAAUUCGAGUCACGGGCGGGGUACGUCAACACUACGUGGCCUUGAAGCACGCCGGCUGUCAAGCUUAUCUUGAGUCUUGGUUGUUGACGCUUGCGCAUACCGACAAUCGACACUGCUUAUUUCACCGCUCGCCGUCGUUGCACGCGGACGCCGCGACUCAGCUCUCGCUUUUGACGGCCACGCGUUGUUUACAACAGUCGAGUGUAAUAACAGUGAUAAUAAUGCCGUUUUUUAUUCCAUUACUUUUAAUUGUAUUGUGUUUAGUGUUACUGUUAACAAUUCUUCAUUAUGCGACGAAUGGAAGAAAGUAUUGGGUUUUAAGAAAUGUACCAUAUAGAGAACCGUGUCCCAUUUUCGGAAAUUUUGGCGCAACUCUAACAAUGAGGCGCAGCUAUACCAGCAUGUUACAAUAUUUUUAUGAUUUUUAUAAGAAUGAGAAAUAUGUUGGCAUUUUUCAAGCUCGGAGACCAACACUGUUUUUGAUAGACUUAGAUAUUAUUAAAAGUGUGUUAUCGAAAGAGUUCCAGAGCUUCACCGAUCGUAUAUCGGUCUCAACAGACACCAAAAGAGAACCCCUACUCAGAAAUUUGGCAAAUAUGAGUGGAGCUGAAUGGAAAGCGAUGAGACAUAUAGUUACUCCCUCAUUUUCGUCUGCAAAAAUGAAAGCUAUGUUCCCAUUGAUUGCGGAAUGCGCAAAUGGUUUCAAGGGAGCACUGAACCUGGAACCCUCUGACGAAAUCAAUGUUCCACAAUUAAUGAGCCGAUUCACCACCGAUGUGAUUGGCAGUUGUGCAUUCGGCGUGGACCCUGGAUCGAUGAAGAAUCCCGAAUCGCCAUUUUUAGUUAUGUCUCAGAAAAUGUUUAAGACAGAUCGCUCCACUAUACUUAAAAGAUAUUGUAGAACAUUUUUUCCAUGGCUAUUUAAGUUUUUGAAUCUCAAGACGUAUCCGCUACACGUUGAAGUGUUUUUUACCGAUAUCAUAAACCAAGUGUUGACAACCAGACGCACCACGGGUGUUCAAAGGCAUGACUUUUUGCAGCUGAUGUUAAACGUACAAAAAACUGAGAAAGAAUUUCGUAUGACUGAUGCGCUGAUAACAUCGAAUUCUUUUAUCUUCAUGCUCGCUGGAUUGGAAACAUCUGCCACCACGCUAUCAUUUUGUUUGUAUGAGCUGGCUAAAGAUUUCGAUUUGCAGACUAAACUUAGGACCGAGAUUAGAGAAUGCUUGGAAAGGUGUAAUGGAGUGAAUUAUGAUGCGGUCUGUGCGAUGCGGCUGGUGAACCAAACCGUGAUGGAGACUUUGAGAAUGUAUCCACCCACACCUCUCACAACGAGACUGUGCACGACUCCUUGCACUCUGGAAGGAACAGAGCUUAGUUUUAAGAAGAGAGAUGCAGUGCUUAUUCCUUUGUAUUGUAUACAGAGGGACGCUAGAUAUUUCCCGGAGCCGGAUAAAUUCAAUCCAGAACGUUUCAGCGAAGGUGUAAAUCCUCAAGCGUUUUUAGCGUUUGGUGAUGGACCAAGAAGUUGUCCCGGAGCGCGCUUCGGUCAACUAACAGUUGUAGCCGGUCUCACUGGAAUCCUCACUAACUUCGUUGUUGAACCAUGUUCUAAAACCACACCCAGUAUUCAAUUUGAUCCGAGAAGCGUUAUGCUCAAAAACAAAGGUGGCAUAUGGUUACGAUUUAAACCAAUAUGAUGUAUGCGGAGUGCCAUGCCUUUACAGUAUUGUAGAAUUAAGCUGAUUUGACCUGUUUUGUAUUUAUAAAUUUGCUUAAAAAAUUGUAUCAAAGAUUUAAUAGUGUUGUGCUGUUUUUUUUUGUAAUGAGGCGGUUUUGACGGACUUCGAUGUUUAGACGUGUAUAAUAAUUGUGUAAUAAAUUAAUUAUGAUAAAAUUUGAUUAGUUAACUUUAUUAUAUAUUUGAAAUUUAAAUUUCACACAGUUGAUAAAAAAUACUUUUACAAAUAAAGUCUAUUAUUACAGUUUUAUAUUGCUUCAGAGAUUAGUAUGAACCGUUCCGCGUUUGAGCCGGGACUUUGACCGUUUUACAAUCAAGUAUCUGUAGCCUUAAUACUUAUUUGUAAAUGUACAUAAUUAAGAUAUUCACGGUAAUAAAUUUUUUUGCAACGCCCGUCUCAUAUAUAUUGGGUCCUCAAGUACGAUAAAAUACCUUUCAAAUUUCGAAUAUAUUUUAGUAAAUUCAAUCUUAUUUAAAGAUAAAUAAAAGUUUCUUUAUUAGUCAACGAAUUACGAAAUGUACUUUGGAUAUUAAUUAAGUCAAACAAAGUUCUUAGCUCAGAAUGUUUAUUCAACGUUAUUUGCAAUACAAAUAUAAUUAGUAAAGUUGUGUGAAGGAUUCCGAUUUAACGAUUGGAUGCUCAUUGUCUUCCAUUCGCAUUUAUAUCAUCACCAUCAGCAAUGUAAGCCCUUAGC